UCAAAAACGUCUCUAUGUGGGUCGGAACGACGUGUAAAUAACAGAAAGUAAAAUUAUAUAAUACGAAUUAUGGAUUAUUUCAGUCAACAUCUAAUAUGAAUCAAGUGUUUGAACUUACAGUAGGAGCCCGGUCCAGAAGAUUGCCUGGAACAUCAAUGUAAUAUGAAGAAUAGCAGUGAAUACCAAGGAGCUGUUUUAGUGAUUUGAUGACCAUGAGACGGAGCCCAAGGAGACCCUUGAUUCUCAAAAGAAGAAAGCUGCCUUUUCAGCAAAAUGACCAACCACCAACUGACUCACACAGUCAAUCUGGACCAUCAACCUCUAAAGAUCCUCCAAAAUCAGCUGCCAAUCAAUGCCUCCCUGAUGGUGUUCGUUUUAUGGGUCAUCCUUCCAUGCCUGCUACACAGGUGGUUGUUAUUCCAAAAACAGUGGACCUUCAGAGUGUUAUUGGGGUCCUUACUGCCAAGGGCAAAGAACGUGGCGCUCAUGGACCAAAUACGUUUAUCCUUCUGAGUGAGAGCAGCAGUUGUAGCAGUGGAUCUUCUUGCCAGCCUGUUACUGAAGUGGCAGACAUCUCUAUGAGGAGUACAGCAGGACAGCCAUCGCAGGAUGAAACUUUGAACAACUCCCUGGAUGUUAAACCUGUGAUUGCAAUGAAAUCAUUGAAAAAGGAAGUGGCAGAGGGUCCCUUAGAUGACAGCCUUUCAAAUAUUCAGUGGUUGGGAAAAAUUACCACAUCCCCCUUGGAACCAGAUCUUCCUACACCUAUGGUCAACAAGGAGAACCAAAACUCUAAUUCACAGGUCUUACAAGCUGACAAAACACAAAGUGAUACAGAGGGUGUUCUUAAACAGCCCAUUUCUGAGAGACCACCAUACUCCUACAUGGCUAUGAUCCAGUUUGCUAUCAACAGCAGAAGAAAUAGGAGGAUGACGCUGAAAGAGAUUUACACGUGGAUCGAGGAUCACUUUCCUUACUUCAGAGAUGUGGCCAAAAAAGGAUGGAAGAAUUCCAUCCGCCAUAACCUCUCUCUACAUGAUAUGUUCAUCCGUGAAACAUCACCAGAUGGUAAAGUUUCUUUCUGGACAAUCCGGCCUGAGGCUAAUCGAUUCCUCACUCUUGAUCAGGUAUACAAGCCGGACUGUGGCCCAACAACUGCUCCUGGUCCUGUGUCAAUGCUUCUGUUUCCAGACCAACAACCAAAAAGCAUGCUUCCUGAUUCGAAGAAAACACCAACAGGCACUGAGAGAAGAAUGAAACCCCUUCUCCCUCGCACCGAUUCCUAUUUGGUGCCCAUCCAACUCCCUGUGGCCUCGUCUGUCCUAAUGCCACCCUCCUCAUCCAGCCAGUUUACCCCCUCUUGUUCUCAGCAGAAACGUAACAUUCCUCGUGGAACCAAGAGAGUGCGGAUCGCUCCUAAGGUGACACAAGUUGAUGCUCCAUCAGCGGUAAUUAAACAACACAAAGAAAUCAAAAUAGAGGUGAAGGAGGAGCCAAUACCCGCUCCAAUAAAAUGUGAAACUCCCAAAGCCCUAUCGAAGAGAGCAGCCAGCAGCUCUCGACGUAAACAGCACUUGGUGCACUCUGUACAUGAGGAGCCCCUCCUCCUGUGCCCCAAUAAUACCUUCUUUGACUCUGGUGUAGCUUCUGAUGCUUCAGCCUUCCAUGACAUGCACGAUUCUGAGCUGGACCGACACGAGCAGCCCAGCCCUGACCGAGAGUUCUCCUUUAAGACCCCUAUAAAAAGUAGCAGCCACCUGACCUCAUCCACUCCCAGUAAGCCUCCUUCUAACAUAUUACCUGAGCUAUGGAAGGUGACACCAGUGGGCAAAGGGAGCCAAAGUGUUCUGGACUUCAGCCCCAUUCGCACACCAAGUGGUCCCACAGUCACCCCUCGGCGUGACUACACCACCCUCAGCUUCAGCAGCACUCCGUUUAAAGAUUUACCCUUAUUUAAUUCUCCCAGAGAGCUGCUCACAUCCGCUCCCUCCACAGUGGCCGGACCAGCACAUGCUCCCAUGGAAUGUCUGCAUGGUGGCUGCUCCAUACACCUGCCUCAUGCUGGAGGGAGCACGCCCAUGAACCGCUCACUCACAGAGGGACUUGUUCUGGAUACAAUGAAUGACAGCCUCAGCAAGAUAUUCCUGGACAUAAGCUUCUCUGGUUUGGAUGAUGAGGACUUCGGUAUGGCCAACAUCAGCUGGUCAGAGUUCAUCCCUCAACUGAAGUAGCCCGAAGGCCUCAAAAAUUACAUUUUUUCAAACACUAGCUAUUUAGAACAGGAAAGCAGAUGCAAAAAUUGGAAAAUAGGUCCUUCAGAAAAAAUAUUGCUGGUCCAUAGUGAUAACGGUUACUCAACCUGACCUGUGUCGACUUAACCAAAACUUCCAUAAAUAACUUCUUCAGUUUACUAAAAGCUCUGGUGAAUAACAAAACUUUAAAAAUUGUCUUUCUAUUACAUCUGCUUUCCAUUCCUGCUUUCAGCUGUCAUUGUGGGAUGAAGUGAAUUGACAGACACUUCAUUUUCACUUUCCAGCUGAAAUUACCAUCCUGUUCUCUUUUCCAAGGAUGUAUUUCUGCAUUUCUGACUUGGAUUACAUUUAUUUUCAAUUCAGUUCUUUUGUCAUCUUAAUUCCUGUGUCUAAUUAUAUGCAAGUGGUGUUACUUUUUUCUAUCAUAUCUGUCUGAACUGUUGAAGGACUUUCUAGAGAGGAGGGAUGUAUCAGUGUAUAUGUCAUUGAUUUGCACAUUGUAUCAUAUAAUUUAGCAUUUAUGUAAAUGUAAAACUUACCGUUUAAUCAGUCAUUGAGAUGCUUCCAGACUCCUGGAAUGACUUUUAGAUUGCGGUCCAGGAUUGUUAGCAAUAAAAAUGACAAUAACAAGUAGCACUAACAGCAUUAGAAUUUAGAAUUGCCAAUGUAUGUCAAUAGUAGAAACAUUUUUACCACAUGACAGCAACUAUUAAUCAGUAUGCCAGUACCAACGUCAGAGUUUUUUGGACCUACAAAGGGAUAUUUUACAUGCAGUGGCUUUUUAGGAUACUUUUUUGGUAACGAAAUAGUGAAUAUUUUGUACCUCUAUAGCACACUUUGUACAUGUUUAAAAGACACAACAUCCUUUUACUUGUCUGGGAGCACAAACAAGCUAAAGGAAAGCGGUUCCUUUGUAGAACAGUGUUCAGCAGCACCAUCUAUAGAGGACUGAAUGCAAAAUACCUGGUUGAUAAAUCUGUUUUAAGUCGCCACAUGAUAAUAUCUGGCUUUAAGAAUUCCUCCGUGUUUGUCUGCACAUGUAUUUAUCUGAGAUGUUGUACCUGUUGAUGGUAUAGUGUAUUGGUGUUGAGUGGCAUGCAACAAGUGUUAAGUUGUAAUGUUUAGUGUAUGUGCCUUGUUUUUCUGUGACCACAAUAAAUCUGUUGGUGUUGGUGCCCCAUAAAACACACAUUUUGAUUUUGUGUAUUUUAAUUUUUUGCUUUUUAAGGUUUAAUUUCUGCACCCUUAUACCAGUGAAACCACACUGUAUUGUAAAAAUGACACAGAAAGGUUGGCUUUUUAAUUUAUAUUUG
Messenger RNA from Sphaeramia orbicularis (orbiculate cardinalfish), 3565 nucleotides. It is a transcript of the gene foxm1, whose product is annotated as forkhead box M1. Gene Ontology annotation, molecular function: RNA polymerase II transcription regulatory region sequence-specific DNA binding; DNA-binding transcription factor activity. The transcript is spliced from 9 exons. Bases 207 to 2231 code for a protein of 674 amino acids. Lineage: Eukaryota; Metazoa; Chordata; Actinopteri; Kurtiformes; Apogonidae. Gene Ontology annotation, cellular component: nucleus. The record is from RefSeq and is a predicted model, not a curated record. Gene Ontology annotation, biological process: G2/M transition of mitotic cell cycle; regulation of cell population proliferation; regulation of transcription by RNA polymerase II.